This is a messenger RNA of Colletotrichum godetiae, 1606 nucleotides long. RefSeq names its product major facilitator superfamily domain-containing protein. Gene Ontology annotation, molecular function: transmembrane transporter activity. The transcript has 4 exons. NCBI's taxonomy places the organism in Eukaryota, Fungi, Ascomycota, Sordariomycetes, Glomerellales, Glomerellaceae. The record is from RefSeq and is a predicted model, not a curated record. Gene Ontology annotation, cellular component: membrane. Bases 431 to 1606 code for a protein of 391 amino acids.
CUCCCCCCUCCACCUAUGAAGAUUAAUUAUUAUGAAGUACUUAAGUGCUGUUAGACUGUAGGCCCAACCCAACUUUGCGGGGCUCAGUCCGUUCAAGAAGGCCUCCACACUGUCGACUGGGCUCAGCAACGAUGGGGAAACCUUCUCCGACGUCGAUUGCGCCUUAUGGGGCGGCAACUCAUCAUGACUUGUGUCAAUCAACCCCUCCCGACGCCGGCGCCCCUCGGCGCGGCGCACAAGUUGCCGUUUGGAAAAAGAGACUGCUCAAAGUAGCCAUGCCAUUUGUGUUCCAAAACGAGGGAUGCAUUACAAACCAUUACGCCUACUCUUGAACUGUUGCAAUCGAUUUCUCUCACUCGUUUCUGUUAGAAUGUAUUAGAACCUUCAAGUUCCUCAUGGCAUUGCUUCGAGUUCCCAGUGGUUCGCUGUCAUGUCUUUCAACAAUCGCAUAUCCAACGAUGCAUUUCCACAUUCGGAACCCUCUUCCGAGGUAAGCACGGCAACGCAGCAGAAAGAGACCACGGCCGUCAACGAGAGUGAAGGUGUCGAGAUCGAAUCACGUCCUCAAGAUGGCGGCCGUCUGGCCUGGCUCCAGGUUGCGGGCUCAUUCUUCCUAUUUUUCAACUCAUGGGGUAUCUUGAGUUCCUACGGCGUCUUCCAAGCAUACUACCAAGAACACAUGAAGCACGUAUCCGCCGACUCAAUAGCCUGGAUCGGCUCCAUCCAGUCCUCCCUCCUCCUCUUCACAGGCGUACUCGUCGGCCCUCUCUACGACGCAGGCUACUUCCGUAGCCUCACCUUCACAGGCAUCACCCUCAUCUUCCUCGGCAUGACAAUGACUAGCAUCGCGACGGCGUACUGGCAGCGCCGCGCCCUCGCCACGGGUAUCGUCGCAACGGGCAGCUCCCUCGGCGGUGUCGUGUACCCCCUCAUCUUCCAAAGCCUGUGCCCGCGCUCCGAUGAUGAAGGCGCCGGGAAGCGGAAGCGCCGCGUCAUGUUGGAUCUCUCUGCGUACCGAAACGUCUCCUUUGUCGUCUUCUCCGCAGCAAUGUUCUUCAACUUCUUCUCGUACAUGGCACCCAUCUACUAUCUUCAACAAUACUCCCUCGCCCAUGGCCUAUCAAGCCCAGGCUCUUCGAAACUAGCAUACUACCUAGUCGCGAUUCUCAACGCGGGCUCGAUCCUCGGCAGAGUCUUUCCCGCCUGGCUCGCCGGCCACUUUGGACCCAUCAAUGUUCUCCUCGGUGUCUCUGUCUCCAUCGCCGCCGUCGCGCUGAGCUGGCUGGCCGUACAUGACGCCGCGGGCAGCAUCGCUUUUGCCCUCGCCUACGGCUUCGCCUCUGGUGGGCUCGUCUCGCUUCCGCCCACCGUCAUCUCGAGUCUCGUGCCUGACCUCAGCUUACACGGCACGUGGCUGGGAAUGCUGUGCACAACUAAUGCGUUUGGAUCAUUGGCUGGACCGCCGAUCGCGGGUGUCUUGCUACAAGCUACUGGUGGUUACCUGGGCGUGCAGUUGUUAUCGGGACUCGGCAUGGUGGUAAUGACGAUAUUUAUGUUGGUUUUAAGAGUUACACUUGUCGGCAAGCAGCAGUCGUGGAAGGUAUAA